Molecule: messenger RNA, 1705 nt
Organism: Oldenlandia corymbosa var. corymbosa
Lineage: Eukaryota; Viridiplantae; Streptophyta; Magnoliopsida; Gentianales; Rubiaceae
Source: the annotation of a GenBank genome assembly
UCCGUAUACAAGACGACGGUUCCUGUAUAACUGAAACAGAGCGGAGGUGAAUUCGAUCAAUUUAAUCCAGAGAUGGAGAAAACCCAACUCUCGGGCAAAGAUGCGAUGAUCCCGGUCGAUCGGAUUAGCAAUUUGCCGGAAACAAUCAUUGGGCACAUCCUCUCCUUCCUCCCUACCCAAUCAGCCGCAGCCACAAGCUUCUUGUCCAAAGGUUGGAAACAUCACUGGACCAAACUGACCACCUUUGAUUUCGAUGAUUACUGGUGGCUUAUUAGGAACAAUAACUCUUCUUCUUCUUCUUCCCGGAGGCCUGGUGUCGGGUUCAUGAGUUUUUCAGACUUUGUGAACAUGGUUUUGUGCAAUCACAGUGCUCAAGUCCCUUCCAUCGUCAACCGUUUUAUGCUCAACGUUGCUGACAAAAACUUCCCAUUCGUUCAUCUUAACAUCUGGGUCAAUCUCGUGAUCGCUCGAAAUAUCCAAGUUCUUGAUUUGAACGUGUCCCCGUUAGAUGGACGGGGCAAUCGUCCAAAAGAUUAUCAUCAAUAUGAGUUUCACUUGCCCCUUGCGCUCUACACUUGCGGGACAUAAGAGGUUCUGAAAUUAUAUGGUUCUUUUCUGGUUAAAGUUCCCCAAUCAGUCUGUCUUCCGAAACUUAGUCUCUUAGAACUGCAUAAUGUUAAGUUUGAAUCGGAUGAGUCUUUUUGCAAGCUUAUAUCUGGUUCCCCUGUUUUAGAAUCUCUCGAAAUUUACAGGGGCCACAAUGAUGGCAUGGUUGUUUGUACAAUUUUUUCCCAUUCACUGAAACGUUUGCGGUAUUAUCAUGGGUUGUGCUCUGACUGUGAAGUUGCCGCUGCUUCUGAUCAAUUUAAGCUGCAAAUUGGUACGCCUGCGCUUGAAUGUGUUGUGUGGGAUGUUUUUCUGUCCAUAAAAAUUGUUAUCCUCAAUGAUUUGGCCUCUUUGAAUGAGGUGACUUUUGAUCUCUCUUCAAUAGGCGGCGGAUUAACAUUAGAGACGAUCCACAUAUUUGAUCAAGCAAAGAUUCUGAAUUUAACUCUAAAAGAGACCACCGGCAAAUUCUCGGCAUGUUUCACCAGAGUAACAAAAUUGUUUUUAACGGUUAACUCGAUCGUUUUUAACUUUGAUGUGAUCAAUUCUUGUCCUGCAUUAGAGGAACUCCGCAUCAGGAAGUGGGGAUGUGAUGCUUUAAUUCGCAAUGGAUGGAGGGAUCCUGCCAGUGUUCCUAAAUGCUUGUUACAUAGUCUCACAACAGUAUCAUACGAGGGAUUCCAAGAUCAUGAAGAUGAGAAGGCCAUGUUAAAGUACAUUGUCCAUCAUGCUUUAGUUAUGGAGAGAGUUGAUAUACACGCGAAUCCUUAUCGCGGUCUCAAGGGAAAGUUUGAAUCAUUCAACAAGAUGUUAAUGUUAUCCAGAGUAUCUCCGGCUUGUCAAAUUUUCUUUCAUUGAUUCAGUGAUCAUCGUUUUGGAAGGCAUCGCUGUGUUUUGAAAGAUGUGACAGUCGAUAAGUUUCAUCUUUUAGAUGCAUCUUUUGGAUUCUAUGGCUAUUGGUUAGUAGUUGAAAUCCAUUCUGCUAUAUAUGGUGGAUCUGUUAUUUACUUUUUUAAAAAAUACUUUUGUUACAGUUUGUUUCGUGUUUUUAUUAUUUCUUUUCUUGCUUUUGGAUAGUUUGUAUUUGAUUGUCUCAUGG